This is a messenger RNA of Anopheles coustani, 930 nucleotides long. RefSeq names its product elongation of very long chain fatty acids protein 7-like. Gene Ontology annotation, biological process: very long-chain fatty acid biosynthetic process; fatty acid elongation, monounsaturated fatty acid; sphingolipid biosynthetic process. Gene Ontology annotation, molecular function: fatty acid elongase activity. The transcript has 4 exons. Gene Ontology annotation, cellular component: endoplasmic reticulum membrane. The record is from RefSeq and is a predicted model, not a curated record. Lineage: Eukaryota; Metazoa; Arthropoda; Insecta; Diptera; Culicidae. Bases 1 to 930 code for a protein of 309 amino acids.
AUGUUGGUUUUGCGGUAUUUGGCGUCGUUCUAUCACUACGUCAACUAUGAAGUCAGCGAUCCGCGUGUCAACGAUUGGCCGUUGAUGCACACACCCUGGCCAGGGGCUACCAUACUGGGACUCUACCUGAUGUUCGUCCUUAAAUGGGGCCCCAAAUGGAUGGAACACCGGAAACCCUUCCGAAUCGACACCAUCAUAAAGUACUACAACCUGGCGCAAGUGUUCAUCUGUGCAUAUCUGUUCAUUGAGGGUCUUCGGCUCGGGUACCUCCGUGGGUACAGUUUCCUCUGCCAACCGGUUGACUAUACGCCGACCGAGGUGCCAACGUUGAUCGCCAAACGCUGCUACUACUACUUCCUGGUGAAGGUGCUCGAUCUGCUCGACACGAUCUUCUUCGUGCUGCGCAAGAAGCAGAACCAGGUGAGCUUCCUGCACGUGUACCAUCAUACCGGCAUGGUGAUGCUGAUCUGGAGCGGCGUUAAGUGGUUCCCCGGUGGCCACGGGGUGUUCAUGGGCUUCAUUAACAGCUUCGUGCACGUCGUCAUGUACUUCUACUACUUCCUGACCUCCGUCAGCCCAAAGUACAAGGCUAACCUCUGGUGGAAGAAGUACAUCACACAGCUGCAAAUCAUCCAGUUCGGCAUGAUCUUCCUGCAGUGGUUCGUGUUGUUGUUCCAGCCCAACUGCGCCUUCCCGAAGUGGCCCCUGUUUGUGAUACUGCCACAGAAUCUCUUCAUGUUCUUCCUCUUCCUUGACUUCUACUACAAGGCGUACAUGAAGAAGAAGCCGACCGCUGCCAAGCCACGACUCAGCAACGAGCCAGCGCAGAACGGAAAAACAUGUGACGACCUCAACGGCCAUACGAACGUGAACCACGACGGAAGCAACUGCAUAAAGCGCAACUCAUCCAAGGAGGUCACCGCCUCCUAA